AUGGAUCGCCGCGUCGCGGUCGCUCUGCGGUCCAAGUUAAGACUUCAAAGUAUCAUCUAAAAUCGCCGCAGUUUCUCAAUUUACGCCAUAGGUUCACUCGCAAGUCAGUUUGGGUCGGGCGCAGAUUCAAAUAAUCGAGAGAAAAAAGAAGAUUUUUUCGGGUACAUAAUUAGAGGCAAAACUUGGCCUCACUAUCAAAAAUUCAAGUUCAACAAGCGCCUCCGUUUGAAAAAGAUUUGGUCGCGUUCAGAAACAAUCGCCGCGUCGUGGUUGCGCUGCGGUUCAAGUUCAAAAUUCAAAAAAUCCACGAAAAACGUCGCUAAUUCUAAAAAUGAGCCAUAUUUUCACGCGAAAGUCGUUUUUGGUCGGCAGCUACUUCAUUAUAAUUCUAACAAAACCAAAAGUUAUGAAAAUUUCAAAUUGAUAUUUUUCUCCAUGGAGCGCAGGAAGUUUUUUUUUUCGCAGCUAUUUUUUCCGUCUAUUUUUCUUUGCGAUUUGUAUCAACCAAACUCCACAAACAACGCUUCCGAUCAAUAUUAAUAUCUCCUAUGCCAAAAAAAAAACCUUCAUCCUAUCGAAUUAUUGAAUUAAUCUUUCUGAGUUUGGUCCGAAAAACAUCCUCAUUUCCAGAAUAUGAUUUGUCGAAAUUCCUUUCAAGCCUCAAAAAUUUAUUCCAGCUUGAAAACUUUCCAAACUUCUCAAAAAUCUCAAAAAUAAUUCAAAACUCCAUCAUCUGUUUUCAGUAAGGUUACACUUUUUCUAAACCUUGAGCCUAAAAAAAUCAAAUCCGAACGCUAUUUUUCUGAGACGCCUAAUUGGGGAUGUUUCCUGUUUUCCUAUUUUCUAUUGGAAGCCAAUUUGGGGAAAAGUUCCGAGAAGGCUGAAAACACGAGUAUUUUUUGACCUUUUCGGGACUCUGUCUAGAAGAUUUUAGGAGGUUCAGGAAAUUGCAAAAAAAUACAAUAUUAGUUAUAGUCUUUCGGAGUAGAUUAAAAAAACUAGAAUUACCUAAAAUGAAACUCAAAACAGCCUUCACUAUAUAAAAAGUAGUCCAUGCUCCUUUAAUAAGUCCACUUCGAGGAUUUUUAACUGUCUAAAAACUUCUAUAAGCCAGAAAAAAAGUCUCUCGUUGUUCAAAAAAAUUGGAUAAACAAAAACGCUGUAAACAGCUCUUCAUCGCGAGACCUUCGUGAAAACAGUCCAUGCAAUUUAAAAAACUGGAAAAUCAACCAGGACACUUUUGACCGUCCCAAAACUUCAAAAACUAAAAAAAAAGCGUCCAAAUAAAGUGUCAUCUACGACUUAAAACUGUAAGAAGCCAUAAAAUGCCUUAUUUUUUUGCUUGACUCUUUAAAAAAAUAAAACUAAAAAAAGGUCUUGAAAAAUACCAUUAGAGAAGGCUCUUCGUGUCGAAACUUUUGCAAAAAGCUCCUGCUCCUUAAAAAAAGGAAUACUUUCCUUUAUGAUAGAAGCGAAAUUUUUGAGAAAAAGAGGAAUUUUUCAAUUUUUCAAUAUUCAAUUAUUCAUUAAAAAAACAACAGCUUGAAAAAAUCGUGAGCGCUUCAAAAAUUCCUCAAAACUUGGACUGACUUUUUAUUCUCUAUUCGUCCAAAUUUUGGAAAAGGCCGGAAAAAAAAAAAGGAAAAACUAACUUCAGGGAUCGCGACACCGCUGACGGUGCUGAUCUGCUGGGUGCACGGCUGUUGUCGGCCGCGGGAGGGCUGCGAGAACGACGCCUCUUCUUGGAAGUCGUGGUCGAAGCGACGUCGUCGGUUCACGGGCACCGACGAGGAACAAGCCAGUCUCUAUCCCUCCUCGCAUCGUUCGUUUUUGAUUUCUUCAAAUGAUCGACUUUUUUCUUUUUCGAAAAGAUCCCACGAUACUGAAAAAAGUCGCCCGAUAGUGAAAAAGAGAGGUCCCUACAGGGUUUUGUCGUUUUAAGGACCGCUAUAGGGGACAAUUUUGCUUUAAGCUUUAGUGGGUUCUAUAGAAGUCCCUCGACACUUUUUAAAACCCUAUAGAGAUCUCUUUGAGUUAAACUACUGCGAAAACGUUUUAGGACUCUCUAUAGACAUAGCGUAGGGGUCCCUAUAGAGGUCAAAAUUCUGGGGACCCCUUAUGGUGGUUUCUGAGCGGUUCACUAAAAUCUUAAGGCUUCAGCGCUCCUUAUGGGAAUACCGUUGGGGUGCCUGAGAGGGUCCCUAGAAGGCUCCCUAUAAAGACCACUUCAAAAUUUCUUAGAACCACGAAAAAUCUCGAAAAUUUCGCCGGAAUGCAGAGCGUAGGCGUCCCUAAUAGGGUGCCUCAGAGGGUCUCUAUCAGAAUCCCUAUAGGGAUCACUUUAAAUUUUUUGGAAACCUCGAAAAAUUGCUUGAAAUUUUCCCCAGGAGGCAGGGUGCUUCAGAAGGUCCUUACCUGCUCCCUAUAGGGACCCCUCCAAAUUUCCUUAAAACCUCAAAAAUUUUUCAGGAAAAUCGCAGCCGGACGGCCGUCAAUCUUCGACGAGUUCGAUGCCCAACACGAACGACGCCGUUUCCGAUGAGGACGAAGAAGUCAAAAAGCCGUCGAAUGGCAGUGUCGACGGCGAGAAACGAACUCGGAAAAUCACUUUCGAGCUUGACCAUCGGCCUUCGAUCAAUAAUGCCCAUUCCGUGAUCCGGAAAGAUCCCUGA
Caenorhabditis auriculariae is the source of this 2672-nucleotide messenger RNA. Lineage: Eukaryota; Metazoa; Nematoda; Chromadorea; Rhabditida; Rhabditidae. The record is from the annotation of a GenBank genome assembly.